AGCAGGCCUUGGCUCAGAGGCAUGAGCCACUCAGAAACUUAACGUAGUUGGGCCAACCAUGCUAGAUUGUCUUAGCAACGAGGUCUGUGUGUACCUGGCGAGUUUACUAACGUUCGUUCGGGCGAUUGGGUUUCUUUGUGCCGUUGAUGCUCACCAGAACUUGAUUGUGGCCGGGACGUCUCUUGGUGCCAACUUGCAGGUGUUUGCGACAUGUUUGGCUCUGGCCGGUGUCCCUGUGAUGAUCAUGGCAAACUUUGGAAUGCAUUGGAGAUUUGGAAUUUAUGUGAGACGCUUUGCUCAUUAUCUCGUCGCCUGUCUCGUGUUUGACUGCUUCAUUUUAUGUUUGCUUCCAAUGGGUAGUGACAUGUGCUCUGCAUUGGCCAACCCCUUCGUGCUGAAGUCCGGCCGAAUCUUCGUUUGCGGAUUCAUCAAUGCAGCCUAUGGCUUCUGGGCCAUUGUUUUGUUAUUCUUCGAAAUUCAGAUGGUCCAGAAGGUCCACCUCCAAGCGCAAGCGGUGGAACAGGGCGAGCACACAGAGUUGUUGCGAUACGAAAGGAAGUCGGCAGACCAAACGUACAGAUUUGCCGGGUAGCCGCGAUAGCCUUUGGAACGGACCUUCGGAGAGUUUGUCUUGGCCAAAGUGCUUCUUUGCAUGGCGUCAAAUGUUCCAACUUGUCUUCACUGGCCUCACUGA
This is a messenger RNA of Durusdinium trenchii, 694 nucleotides long. The record is from the annotation of a GenBank genome assembly. NCBI's taxonomy places the organism in Eukaryota, Dinophyceae, Suessiales, Symbiodiniaceae.